CACACGCACACGCACACGCACACACACGCACACACACACACACACUAGGGCGCGUAGACCUCCUGUUGCUCUGGAUGUAGGGGGGUCGAGCUUGAGCGAGGUGGCAUGAGGCUCCUGGUGGCAGCUGACGCCGAGCGGGAGGGAAAAGACUAGUCACACAGGAUGGCAUACACACAGUUGGAACCCAUCAACGAGGGUGUGCUGUCCAGGUUGACUGACCUGCUCCUGUGCCGCGUCUCGUGCCAGGCGUGUUGGCAGUGGUGCUGGGAAUGCAGCUGCUGUAGGCCCACUGAUGAAGAAGUGGAGAUACUCGGACCCUUCCCAGCACAGACACCCUCCUGGCUUCUCAACGAUUGCCAUGACGAUAAGGAUGGGGACGGAAACAGCUUCCUCCAGCAGUCCAUGGGCGGCUCCAUCCAUAGCAACGGCCACAGCAGCCCCACCCGGAGACGCUCCAGUGUCGAACUCACCAGAUCCACCCUCAGCCUGGCCCGACAGCUGUCCAGUCUUGAUGCUCGCAGGCCUAGCUCUCCUCUCGUGGACGUAAGGCCCAUUGAAUUCUGGGCCAUGGGCCCCAGGAAGGAAGUGGUGCAGCCACUCCGCAAGCCGCCGCCCCCUCCGGGCGACUACUUCCGCCAGCUGGAGCCGGGCCUCUACAACUCGGACUCGUGUGGCGACGAUGUGGACUCGCUGACGGACGACGAGAUCCUCCUGCGCUACCAGCUGGGCAUGCUGCACUUCAGCACGCAGUACGACCUGGUCAACGGGCACCUGAGCGUGCGCGUCAUCGAGGCGCGGGACCUGCCGCUGCCGGUGACGUGCGACGGCGCCCGGCAGGACAUGGCCCACUCCAACCCCUACGUGAAGAUGAGCCUGCUGCCCGACCACAAGAACUCGCGGCAGACGGGCGUCAAGCGCAAGACGCAGAACCCGGUGUUCGAGGAGCGCUUCACCUUCGAGCUGCCCUUCCUCGAGGCCCAGCGGCGCACGCUGCUGCUCUCCGUCGUCGACUUCGACAAGUUCUCGCGCCACUGCGUCAUCGGGAAGGUGGCGCUGCCCCUCGGGGAGGUGGACCUGGUCAAGGGAGGGCACUGGUGGAAGGCGCUCGUGCCCAGCUCACAGAAUGAGGUGGAGUUGGGGGAGUUGCUGCUGUCUCUAAACUACCUGCCCAGUGCUGGACGCCUCAACGUGGACAUCAUCCGUGCCAAGCAGCUGCUGCAGACUGACAUGUGCCAAGGCUCAGAUCCCUUCGUAAAGGUGCAGCUGGUGACGGGCCUGAAGCUGGUGAAGACCAAGAAGACGUCGUGCAUGAGGGGCACCAUCGACCCCUUCUACAACGAGUCCUUCAGCUUCCGCGUCCCCCAGGACGAGGUCCACGAGGUCAGCCUCGUCUUCACAGUCUACGGACACAACAUGAAGAGCAGCAACGACUUUGUGGGCCGCGUUGUGAUUGGUCAGUUCUCCACGGGGCCUCCGGAGACCACCCACUGGCGCCGGCUCAUGGAGUCCCAGCGGACGCCCGUGGAACAGUGGCACAGCCUCCGCUCGCGCGCCGAGUGCGACCGCGUCUCCCCCGCCUCUCUGGAGGUCACAUGAUGCCCGUCGCCAGAGAGAGAGAGAGAAUGGUGAAGGUGCAACACACGUCGCGUCACGUCACA
Messenger RNA from Engraulis encrasicolus (European anchovy), 1658 nucleotides. It is a transcript of the gene syt17, whose product is annotated as synaptotagmin XVII. The transcript is spliced from 9 exons. Gene Ontology annotation, cellular component: exocytic vesicle; plasma membrane. NCBI's taxonomy places the organism in Eukaryota, Metazoa, Chordata, Actinopteri, Clupeiformes, Engraulidae. Gene Ontology annotation, biological process: regulation of dopamine secretion; synaptic vesicle endocytosis; regulation of calcium ion-dependent exocytosis. The record is from RefSeq and is a predicted model, not a curated record. Bases 163 to 1596 code for a protein of 477 amino acids. Gene Ontology annotation, molecular function: calcium ion binding; calcium-dependent phospholipid binding; phosphatidylserine binding.